Messenger RNA from Ictalurus punctatus (channel catfish), 4685 nucleotides. It is a transcript of the gene cep89, whose product is annotated as centrosomal protein 89. The record is from RefSeq and is a predicted model, not a curated record. Gene Ontology annotation, biological process: mitochondrion organization; chemical synaptic transmission; cilium assembly. The transcript is spliced from 20 exons. Gene Ontology annotation, cellular component: centriole; ciliary transition fiber. The coding region runs from base 391 to 2931 and encodes 846 amino acids. NCBI's taxonomy places the organism in Eukaryota, Metazoa, Chordata, Actinopteri, Siluriformes, Ictaluridae.
GUGCAAAGUACCAGCAGUUCAUUUGAACAGUGCUGCAUGGUAUUUUGUGGUGUAGCGCGCCCUCUACUGGACACAACUGAGAGUUACACUGACACGCACUUGCUAUACGACCGCCGCCUGCGUUGCUAAGAAGAUUAAAUCUCAACCGUGAUUGGUUGUUCUUAGAUCUCUAAGCCAAUAGGAUUCGCGGUUGGAUGGACGUGGACAAAGCUGUAAAGCGUCUAGAUACAUGAACUUAGAUAGACGUUAACAAAUUGAUAAGCCAAACUGAAAUAAUUAUUUAUAUUGCACACAAACGGGAGCGGUUUUGUUUCAGUUAUUAUAUACGUGUAUUUCCAUAUGUGAUUAUUUGUAAAGAAAUCUCGCCUUUUUUUAACGGCGUAAAUCUGAAUGCGGCGAGGACAAAGUUGGAUCAUGUCAAAAUUCAACUUCUCAUUCAGAAGAAGCGAGCGAAGGGCAUUCAAGAACAUAGCUCAUGGCUUGAUCCCUGCUGCCACCAUUGCUCCCAAGCCUGCUGUUCCCCGCACUCCUCCCCCUCGUAGCCCCAAUAUCUCACCAGAGAGACCCAGGUCUGCUCUUGCGGCUGCCAUAUUGACGUCCUCCUUAACAGGACGCACCUUUGCCAUCCCUCCACCUCGCACCAGGUCCUAUUCUGAGAGCGACUGCUCACACACAGACAGCCACACUGGCUUUGAGCCUUAUGCCAGCACAGCACUUUACACCAGGGAUCGAUGGCCAGAUUCGAUGGCAGGCCGACCUCGUCUGCCUUCUCCACGACCCGGUGAUGAUGAUGACGAUGAUGAUGACGAAGAUGAGGAGGAAGAGAUAGAAGCAGCCGUGCAGAGAGAGGAAAGUCCUGUGUACCAGUCUGUAAAGAGACAGGGCAGAGCUCCAGUGCCACUGAAGAAGGACUCCUUUCCGUUAAAACUGGAUGAAGACACUGACAACUCUACGUUUGAGGUCGUCUCUCCUUUAAACACUGAAGAUGAAACCGAGGUGGAUGAACAGACGAGUGUAAAGAAGCCCCCAUUGGCACUACAGACAAGGUCUCCAUCUCACAGAAGCAUGGCAUCUCCAGAUGUGAAUGAAGACCUGUGCACUCAGUCUCAGCCCAGCAGCACUCCGAAGAUAAAGGCCUCGAGGAAGAAUAAGAGUCCAGCAAGAGAGAGUGAGAGAGAAAAAUUAGAGGUGAAUGAGGCAUAUCACCGUGCUGUGGAGUUUCAGCAGGACCUGGUGAAGGAGCUGAGAGAGCUUAGAGAACAAAAUCACACUCUGACUGCACAGAAGGAGGUGCUGGAGAGGACGUGCUCAGAACAGAACCAGCAAAUGCAGCAGCUACACCAGCAACAAUCACACUCGCCCCGAGAGGGAAGGCACUCCAUAGGCAAGAGCUUUGAAUUGUUGAGUUUGAGGCAGCAGGCACAGGAGCUGGUGGAUGAGAAUGAUGGAUUGAAGAUGACAGUGCAUCGGCUAAACGUGGAGCUGAGCCGAUAUCAAGCCCGUUAUAGACCACUCACCAGAGAUGAGUGUCCUCACAACAGUGGCCUACCAGGGAAAGGACCUGCUCCUCCAUGGCUACUGGAUAUAAAAUAUUUAUCUCCACUCUUAUUGGCUUAUGAGGACCAACUGACCGAGAGAGACCAGCUCCUCAAGUCCUCUGAGGAGGAUUUAAAGAAGUUAAGAAUGCGAACAGAAGAGGUGAUUCAGGAGAAUGAGAAGCUUCACACAGAGCUCAGCAAGACGAGCAGUGUCAGUAAUAAAGAGUGGAAGCAGUUGCAGGAUCAGGCAAGGUUAGUGUUGGAGGAGAAUCAGGUGCUCAUAGAACAGCUGGAACUGCAGCAUGAUAAAGCCAAGGAGACACACACCAAACACACACAAGAAGUGUGUAGGGUGUCAAAACAAGUCAUGUUGUUGGAGGCUGAGAAGCAGAACCUGGAGACUGAGUUAGAGGUAACACAUAAAGAGCUCUCUGUGCUGAAGAUGAAGCUUCAGAAAGCUAGUUCAGCCCUGGAGAACUCGGUCAGCCGUGUUGAGCACACCACCACCAUAGACAAACUCAAAUGGAAGUUGGAAGAAGAGGAGAAGAUGAAGUGUACCGAAGUGGAGGCACUGCGAGAUCAUGUGGCCACCCUGCAGGCUGAGAAAAAGACUCUUCUUUUAGAGAAAAAUGACCUCAAUGCACACAUCAAACACCUGGAGAGUGAGCUCCAGCUGGCACGCCAGGCACACAGAAAGGCUCAGAGGCGUAUCGAUCUUCUGAAGCAGCAGAUUGAAGAUUCAUUAGAGAAGGAGCUCGUAGCCCACAAGUACCUCACCAGCAUUGUGAUGCUUGCAGAGAAAACCACGUACGAGAGAGACCAACUCAUACACAUGGCUUCAUGUUUGGAGAAAGACAAGCAGGGCACCCUUACCCGCAUCCUGGAGGGCACCGUCCGCCUCGGAAAACUUCAGGAAAAGGUCAAGGUGUUCAAGCAGCAGGCGUCAGCCAGCGUGUGUGCGCUGGGCCAGCGUUUGCAUGAACAGGAGAAGGACUUUGCAGGCAAAGCGGCAAGUUUCCAGCGGGAGAUCCAACACCUGCAGGCUCAGCUCCGCGACCGACAAGAACAACUCAGUGGAGCUCUGCAGCAAAAGAGAGAGGUGGAGAAUGAACUGGAGGUGGUAUGGGAAGCUGCUGCAAGAGAAAACCAGCAUUUGCAGGACAGUUUGAUGGGCAAGGUCGAUGUCUUGUUGAGUCCUCAUGACUCACACCUGUCUCUGGGCUGGAAGCCACAGGAAAAUCUCAACCAAGCAUGCCAUCUGAGCAGCCCAGUGUCUCCUACUUUUAUCAUGAUGCCAAAACAGAGCAGUGCCAUGUUCAAUCCUGACUCUCAACAGCAUCCCAAUCUGUCAUGUGAUGAAAGCGAGAGGAAUGGAUUAGACUUCUAUUCCUGAUUUGACACUGAAAGUGAUGUCCCUAAUAAAGAAUAGGAUAAUUAAAAAAAUAAAUCGAGUAAGCACUACACAAGACCUAAGCAUGAUUAGACAUGCUACAGUGGAUAUAAAAAGUCUAAACACCCCUGUUAAAAUGGCAAGUUUUUGUGAUGGAAAAAAAUUAAACCAAGAUAAACCAUGUCAGAACGGUUUCCAACCUCAGUGUGAAGUUACAACGUAUAAAAAUUAAGUGAAAAACAAUCAGAAACAUGUGAAGGAAAAAUAGGAGAAAGAAGAUGUUACAAUAACAUGAUUGCAUAAGUGUGCGCACACUUUUAUAAUUGGGGAUGAGACUGUGUUCAGAAUGAAUCGAUCACAUUCAAUCUCAUGUUCAAAAGUAAUGAUCAUACAGCUGUCAUCAAUUAAAUGAUUCUGAUUAAACCCAAAUAAAGACCAGCUGUUUCUGUAGGAUUUUCUUCAUAUCUUCUUGGUUUCAUCUGACUGCUGAAGCCAUGGUCUGCAAGGAGCUGACAAAGCCUCUGCAAAGUCUUAUUGUAGCAAGGAAUCGCUCUGGAGUGGGGAGCAAAAACAUUUCCAAAACAUUAUAUAUACCAUGGAAUACCGUGAAGGCCAUUGUCAACAAGUGUAGAAAAUGGAGCACGAAAGUGACAUUAAACAAGAACAAGACGUUGUUCUAAAAUUUACAACAACAAAAAAAGACAAAAACUCACCAGGGAGGCUACCAAGAGACCUACGGCAAAAUUAAAGGAGCUUCGGGAAUAUCAGACAAGCACUGAUUACUCUCUGCAUGUGACAACAAUCUCUCUUGUUCUUCACAUGUCUGGGCUAUGGGGUAGGGCGGCUAGAUGGGAGUCCUUUGUCACAAAAAACAUCCAAGCUCAACUAAAUCAACCCAAACCAUGUGGCAAAAUGUGUUAUAGUCCGAUGAGACCAAUUCCAAAAGGUACAAUAAUUAAAUCAUUCCAAAAGGUAUGUUGGGUGCAAAAGAAUACAUCAACAAAAGAACACCAUACCCACGGUGAAGCAUGAUGGUGGCAGCAUCAUGCUUUAGGGCUGCUUUUCUUCAGCCAGGACUGCAGAUUUUUUCAAGUUGGAGGGUAUCAUGAAUAGCUACAAAUAUCAGCCGAUUUUAGUGCAAAACUUUCAGGUAUCUGCUAGUAAGCUGAAGAUGAAAAGGAAGUUCACCUUUCAGUAUGAACGUUGCCCAAAGCAUAGAUUCAAAUCAACAAAGGAAUGGCUUAAACAAAAUAUGAUCAAUGUUUUUGAAUUACCUAGCCAGAACUGAAUCCAACAAAAAAAAAAAUCUGUGGGGUGACCUCAAGCAUGCUGUGUGCACACGAGAUGCCCUCACAAUUUGACAGAUCUAGAAUGUUUUUGCAAGAAAGAGUGGCAAAAUAUUGCAAAAUGUCCCACGUUGAUAGACUUCUACCCAAAUAGACUGAGUGGUUUAGUAAAAUCAAAAGAUGCUUCAAAAUGUAUUAUGUAAAAUACAACAUGUAUUUUCUAAUUUUUUUUCCCCCCAUAAAAGUUUCUGAUAGUUUUUUUCCUUUUAUUUGUAUAUAUUGCUAUUGCACAUAAAAGAUUAGAAAAGAUCUGACAUGAUUUAUCUUGGUGUCAUUCUUUAACUUCACAAAAACCUGCCAUUUUAUCAGGGGUGUGUAGACUUUUUAUAAGUGUCUAAUAAUGGAUUGUCUUUCAUCCUGGUUUACUCUAUAAAGUUACCAUUGUAAGUUAAAAAUAAAUUUUCUGCCAUA